AUGCAAAAUCAUUCGAAUAAAGCAGCCUUCAAGCCUUUUCUGCUUUCCGGAAAGGUGAUACACGGCUAUGGUCGGGGCGGCACACAGCUCGGGUUCCCCACAGCCAACCUGGAGCUUGAUGACAACGUCAGGGCGCAGUUGAAUCCGUACAAGAACCUUGUGUUGUUUGGGUGGGGAAGCGUGAUCGCAAUUCCUGGGAAGGAAAACUGUGGUGAGGGGCCAUAUCCCUUUUCCAUGUCUAUUGGCUACAACCCACACUUCCAUGGGCUGGAUCUCACAGCAGAGGUGUAUUUUAUACAUGAAUUUGCUGAGGAUUUCUACGGUGCUGUUGUGAAUAUUCUCGUCCUGGGAGAUCUUCGCGAGAUGGGGGCCUUUGUCUCCCUGGAAGCACUUGUGGAUGCCAUCAAGGAUGAUGUCCGUAAAACGGAAGAGGCGCUGCAAAAGCCCGAGCUUAAGCGAUUGAAGCAGCACUCGUUUCUGGCGCCAUCCCUCGCACCGUCCGAGGAGUUGCCGCAAUUCGAGCUGGCGGUGGUUUGA
This is a messenger RNA of Trypanosoma cruzi, 537 nucleotides long. RefSeq names its product riboflavin kinase, putative. Gene Ontology annotation, biological process: FMN biosynthetic process; riboflavin biosynthetic process. The transcript has a single exon. Lineage: Eukaryota; Euglenozoa; Kinetoplastea; Trypanosomatida; Trypanosomatidae. Gene Ontology annotation, molecular function: riboflavin kinase activity. The coding region runs from base 1 to 537 and encodes 178 amino acids. The record is from RefSeq and is a predicted model, not a curated record.